Dermacentor albipictus is the source of this 1624-nucleotide messenger RNA. The record is from RefSeq and is a predicted model, not a curated record. Lineage: Eukaryota; Metazoa; Arthropoda; Arachnida; Ixodida; Ixodidae.
AUGUUGUUGGCGCUCGGUGAGACAAGGCGCUUGGGACCCUUUAUAGCAAAUAUAUCGGUGCCGUCUAUCGAAGGCACGUUCCGGGUUGACGUUCCCGUGGUGCUCCUGGGCUACGCCCACGAGGCGAAGCCGUGGUCCCCGGCGCUGGACGCGCCUGCCUCGAGCACCUACGUGUCCUUCUACAUGACGGUGGAGCCGGGGUUGCAGUCGCCCGAGGUGUUCAGGGCGCGGACUAUUUACACUAGACUGGAGCCAGAGCGUCAGGCCGACAUUCACUCGCGCCAAGGGCACAGACCCACUUCGUCGUCGUUCUCACGGCGGCUCGUCUCUCGGGUAUCUACCAAUAAUAUCGUAAUAAUAUGCCAUAUUUUUCCUUCGCUCACUCAUUGUGACAGCAGCGAGCCCCCGCAGCUGUUGCAGCAAGCCGAGGAGUGGCAGAGCUCGUUCGAGUCCCGCUACCCUCGCCGCUUCCUCAAGGCGCUCGCCAUGGACGCCUCGGGCAAGUGGGUGUUUGUGCCGCGGUUCCUGCGACCCCUGGCGCCGCCCCAACAGCUUAUGGACUCGGCCAGGCGUCCUAGCUUCGUCGAGGACGCCUCAGCUACGGCAAAAGACAUCAUGGCGCUGGCUGCUCGCUUCGUGUCCCUGAUACCGACGCUGUCAGACAGCGUGCUGUUUCCAGGGCUCUGUGAUAUUUGGAGCACCUGCGACCAAUUCCUGCGCGUUCUGACGGGCGACGAAGAGGAGCACGCCCUGUUGCUCUGCAACUACUUCCUGCACCUGGGCGCCGAGGCGUACCUGUUGCUGGGCAGCGGCAUUCCCGAGGGACAGACCGCGUACGUGCUCACCCGCGACCACAGCUCCGCUAGGAACCGCGACGGCGACGUGCGCAUCUGGAACGCCGUCACGGGACGUUCCUACAGCGCCACCGACAGCUACGGGCCGCUGCACAGCGUGGGGUGCCUCGUCGGCACCGACAACAUCAAGGCAAACGUGCAGAAGCACGAGCACCCAUCGAGGCUUUCUUACAACUUGAGCAAGUCGAGUCACUGGAAGCCGUUCUUCGCCAAAGGAAAAGUGCCCCCGACCCUCGACUCCGUGCAGCCCAGCGAGCUUUCGUAUGAGCCGACGGACAACUCGUACGUGUCCAGGCUGCAGCAGAAGAUCGAGUAUGCGCUGAAGGAGAGCGUGAUGAAGUGGCGCAAGCGGUUCCGCACCUCCUGGAACCGCUACGCGAGCCAGGUGCUCCGCAAGAUACUGCCCAGGCUCGAGUCGAUGUCGUCGACAUCGACCAGCACUGACGACAUCCAGAAACUCUCCGAGAUACUCACUUCGUACAAGAUAAGUGGCUUUCCGCUGUCGAUGAGCUUCACCGACGUGGAGACGGUCAUCGAAGGCGUGCUGUCCACCGGAGUCCACCUGACCGAGUCCAGAAAUGUGGAGUUUGCCUUGGCCGUCCACAUACAUCCCUACCCGUCCGUCGUGCUCGCCAUCUGGGUGUACAUCGCGGCACUGAGGAGAAAGUCCUGAGCACUUGGAAUGUCUUAGUAAUCGCGGCAUUCGUGUGUUCAGCGUUGGUCAUUGUCAAUAAAUGCAAAUAAAUAAAUAGAUAAAAAAAUUCACAAAA